AUGUCCGUGGUUCACGAACACUGGACUCUUUGUCAUUACGCAGUGAGAGUAACCUACAUCAUAGGCUCAGCAUUAUGUGGAGUUUCUCUGUUGACGAUGGCGGCAAUAAGCGUGGACAGACUUCUCGCCCUGUUGUCGGGGCUGAGAUACAAAGAGAUUGUAACUUUGAAGAGUGUUUAUAUUAUUAUAGCUAGCUUUUGGGUUUUAUGUCUGGUCGCCUCUUUAUGCACCAUUUUCGAUCAGCGUAUAACCGCUUUGUAUACUCGCAUAUUGAUACCACUUUCGCUGCUUAUUUCACUCGUCUCGUACACAAAGAUUUUUCGCACUCUUAGAAAUCGUCAGGGAGAAGAACAUGAUCAACUACAACCGAGCCAACCAAGUGUACUCAACAUGGCGCGAUACAGAAAAGCAGUGCACAGUGCACUGUGGAUACAGUCAGUAUUAGUUGUCUGUUAUACACCAUACCUUGUUGUGGGAAUUGUAGUCACUUAUACUACAACAUAUUCAUCACACUUCGGCGUCGUAUUGGCAAUGGCAACUAUCUUAGUUCACUUUAACUCGACGUUAAACCCGUUCCUAUACUGCUGGAAGAUUAGUGAAGUGAGACGAGCAAUGAAGCAGACAAUCCGACAAGCACUUUGCUGUCCAUGGAGUUAGACCAUCCUCCAGUUAUACAUAAUAAUAUAAGUACUUUUAGUGCAAAGCUGACCGAUAGAGAACGCUUGCCACUUAAAUUUUUCGAAGAUUAAACGUAAGACUCCGUCUUCUCUGCUCAGCCAAAGGCGAAUUUUUACCUGAGAAGACGGAGUUUAAAAUAAUUGUGAAAUACUAAUAGUAUCAAAGAUGUCUGUCUGUACGUUUGACUCUUAAAGCUCAUUUGUUCCUAUUUUGGUCACUUUUCCUUAUGAACUUUCAUCGAUAGGGAGCUAAUCAAGUGUCCAUAUCAGCUGUGUGAAAUUAGGACUUCAAUCAUUAUCAGCCUCGACAAACUGAAAUUACGAAGAUCAAGCUGGAAACUUUAAAUGAUGUAAGAAAAAAUUGGAUUCGUGACAUCUUCUUAUGCAACAAACUAUUAAAAUGUAAAUUAAUUCAAAUAUUAAAGAGAAACUUGAAUCUGAGGGAUUGUUUAUCGUAUUUUAGUUAAAAAACUGAAAUUACAGAUGUCUCUAUUUUUUCCUUUUAUUGCUAUUUCAUCCGUGAGGCACCCUACGGGUUCCAACGGUCGAUCAGCUAAAAAAAAAAGGAUUAUUUUUCGCCUUGUGGAAAAACGAUAUCACAGAUGUCACUCUGUUUGCCUCUUGCAGCUAUUUCAUACAAGAGGCUCGUCAGAGGCGCAGGAAAAAAGAAAUCAACUUUUUGGCACAGCACACAAUUUGCUUACGCACUUUGAAUGAGCAAACGCUGAUGAGGAAGUCUUUAUGUGUUUAUUGAAGGAAGUUUCAGUCAUCGUCGCUCGGCGUGUUCUGUUUAAACGAAUUAUUUUUCGUUGCCAGUUGCCUCAGAACAAGAAAAAGGAAACGAAUACAGAACAAUGUCGACUACAAAGUUCACUGGCGGUAGAACACAGACGAAAACAUUUGAAGAACUGUUAUGCACCCCAUCUUUUGGAGGUGGAUUACAUGAGAUAUUUACUUUUUUUCUCAGCAGUGCACAUUCUCCUCUCCAUCACAGCAUUCCUUACGAAUUCUCUCAUCCUUGUUGCCCUUCAAAAAGAAUCUUCCUUGCAUCCGCCGUCCAAACUCUUGUACCGUUCUCUGGCAACAACUGAUUUGUUGGUUGGUCUUGUUGCCCAGCCUCUCUAUGCUACUUAUUGGAUGUCCUUGGUUCAGGAACACUGGAGCCAUUGUCGAUAUGCAUUUGACGCAGCCUACAUCACGGGCUCUGCAUCGUUUUUAGCGUCUUUGAUGACGAUGGCGGCCAUAGGCAUGGACAGACUUCUCGCCCUGUUGUCGGGACGGAGGUACAAACAAAUUGUAACUUUGAGGCGCACAUAUAUCAUUGUAGCUACCAUCUGGAUUCGAUCUCUUGUCUCUUCUUUUUGCGCUUUU
Messenger RNA from Pocillopora meandrina, 2048 nucleotides. NCBI's taxonomy places the organism in Eukaryota, Metazoa, Cnidaria, Anthozoa, Scleractinia, Pocilloporidae. The record is from the annotation of a GenBank genome assembly.